AUGAGCGCCAACAUUUCUGACGAUCAAAUGGGCGAGGAGGCUGAGUCUUCAAGCCAGAGAUUUCCAAAGGUUGAAUACAAUCAACCACUGUCAUCGCCCUACGAACUUCCAACCGCCACUUUCUUCAUUGGAACCAAGCAAUACACCAUCCCGUCCUUCUAUCUCCAGAGGUAUCCUCUCCUCGAAGAUAUGCUUAAAUCCAAAAUUAUGUUGCUUUCCUGUGUUCCCGAAGAUAUUAGCCACACAUUGGUGCAUUUCUUGUAUACAGGUGCUUAUGAGACUAUCGACUCGCCACUACCUAAGCACCUGUCUUACGUAGAACGGGAAUACCAAAGAAGCGUCCAAGUCUAUCAUACAUGCAGGAAGUACGGCCUUCCCGAUCUAGAGACACUUGCCGAAAAAUAUAUUGAAUAUUUCGGCAAAGCAAUGACGACGGUUGAACUUAUAAAUUCAACCAGGGCGGCCUUCUAUUUACUUCCCGAAGACGAGAUUUGGCUUCCAAAAUAUGUCAAGAAAGUCCUUCGACAAGAAUAUGUGUCUGAAAAUCCACCGCCUAAUAUUCGUGAAAUUGCCAACACUGGCACUGGCAUGAAAAGCGAGUUGUUUGGCACAGCACUCAUGGCGGCUGUGAUUGACAUCCUCUCUAGCCAAGUACAGCAGUGCAUGAAAACCCACAAAGUGCACUUGGAUUCUCUUAAAGUUGAGGGCGACACGGAGCCUGAGUAUGUGGCAGCGAGCGAUGCGAGCACCGGAGAACACGUUAUAUGGCCAGAGGGGCCUGCUUCCACCGAGGCUGAUGAUGUGGUGAAUGGGCUGCCUCUUACCCCAGACGAAAGUGCGGUUGAUGACCAUCCUGACUCCUCUGUCCAAGCCCGCAGUGCCUGGCAUACCGUCGAGUCUCCUGCAAGUGAUGUUCGUACGAUGGGAUGGACUGGUAAUUCUUACAAGAAUUUCGCUUAUGUACCUCAUCCUCUCUAUGAAGGUCGCUAUAUAUACGCAGCUUCUGAGGAGCCUGCCCCGGAACAAGAGCCUGCCCCGGAACAAGAGGCUGUCCCCGAAGAAGAGGCUGUCCCGGAAGAAGAGCCUGUCCCGGAAGAAGAGCCUGUUCCGGAAGAAGAGCCUGUCCCUGAGCCUGCCGACGAGCCUGCCCCGGUAGAAGCGGUCAUCCCUGAGCCAGUUCCAGAGGAGGCUAUCGCCCAGGAGCCCGUGGCUGAAGUUAUUGCUGAUCAAGCGACCCCGGACAGUCCUCUAGUGCCAAACUCAUAUUUGUAUACGGGUUGGAAAGAUCUCACCCCCAAGAGAAGGAGAGCGAGGACCAAAAAGCUAAAGGCAAAAGGUCUUCCAGUCCCUGACGGAAAUGGUGUUAUUUCAAUAACUUUGUAA
Molecule: messenger RNA, 1383 nt
Organism: Penicillium griseofulvum
Lineage: Eukaryota; Fungi; Ascomycota; Eurotiomycetes; Eurotiales; Aspergillaceae
Exons: 2
Coding region: 1-1383 (460 amino acids)
Source: RefSeq, a predicted model, not a curated record